CACAACGAAGUAGAGUUUUCACUGAAAAAAAAAAAAAAAAAAAUGAAUAUCAACCAUGGCGAAGAGUUAUGAUUCAUUUUGCCUUAACCCACCACCACUCUCAUAUUCUUCUUCUUCUUGUUUUAGCAUAUAAUUGUUGUCACUGUUCACAGGCACAGAUGAAUUUCUUCGUUUUUGUGCUCUUCAGUUAUGACUAAUUUGGGGUGCUUCUUCACUUUUUCAUUGACAAUAUAAUAUUGUAUUUGAUAUCAAUGGCUGCUGCAAUCUGCGCUCUUAGUUCAGGUUCUGGCCUGAAGAAACUGGAUGAGUUCCUCCUGAAGCAGAGUAUUUUAACAAGGCCUUAUCUUGGCUCAAAACCCUCAUCGUGUCUUUGCAAUUAUGCUCAACAUGGUCUUAGUAGCACAUAUAGAAGACAACUAGAGGUCAAGCAAUGGAACCCUGGCCGACGAGUUUGUUAUGUUAGUAACGAGACAGAUUAUUCUGAUACUAUUCAGGAGGACAAAGAGGAGGAUAUUUCUAAGGUGACCUUGAUAUGGAGGGCGAUUAAAUUGCCAAUAUACUCCGUUGCAUUGAUUCCUCUCACAGUAGGUAGUGCAGCUGCUUAUUUGCAGACAGGCAUAUUUUCAGCUGGGCGUUACAUUUUUGUUCUUAUUUCAUCCGUUCUUAUUAUUACAUGGCUAAAUUUAAGCAAUGAUGUCUACGAUUUUGAUACAGGAGCAGAUAAGAAUAAAAAAGAAUCAGUUGUAAACCUUGUUGGCAGCCGUACAGGGACCUUUGUAGCUGCCUACUCAUUCCUUGCUCUUGGCUUCAUAUUGCUCAUUCGGGCGUCCAUUGAGGCAGGAAAUAAACGUGCAAUAUUAUUACUUGCAUGUGCAAUCAUUUCUGGUUAUAUAUAUCAGUGCCCACCAUUCCGGUUAAGUUAUCAAGGAUUGGGAGAGCCUCUAUGUUUUGCAGCAUUUGGUCCAUUUGCAACAACAGCUUUUUACUUAUUGCAGGGCAGCUCGAGUGGGACGAACAAUCUUCCCUUGAGCGGUUCAAUUCUUUCUGCAUCUUUCCUUGUUGGCCUCACAACAUCCUUAAUUCUUUUCUGUAGUCACUUUCAUCAGAUUGAAGGAGAUAAGGCUGUCGGGAAAAUGUCUCCUUUGGUUAGAAUUGGUACACAAAGAGGUUCAGGUGUAGUGAAGUUGGCAGUCAUAGCACUAUAUAUUCUUUUGUUUACUUGUGGUCUAUUCAGCGCUCUUCCUCUUACAUGCAUGUUUCUCUGCGCACUGACCAUGCCCAUGGCAAAAUUGGCGGUUAGCUUUGUUGAAGAGAACCACAAGGACAAGCAGAAGAUUUUUAUGGCAAAGUAUUACUGUGUUAGACUGCAUACUUUGUUUGGAGCAGCAUUGGCUGCUGGACUUGUGGUAGCUAGAUUGGUUCCUCAAAGAUAUAUGCCACAGACUAUAUUUUCUUAGAAUUUAUCUCCACGGAUGACCAAAUAUUGGGUAAUUAUUAGAAAGAUUUAGAAUGUAGAGAAAGGGAUACAUAAAUAAAACUAGUGAAUUAAAUGCAUGCUAUGGCACUGAAGCAUGGCAUAAGUUAUAAUUCUGUGGAUCUUGAAAAAAAAAGAUCACCUUUGGUUGUC
Ziziphus jujuba (common jujube) is the source of this 1627-nucleotide messenger RNA. RefSeq names its product 2-carboxy-1,4-naphthoquinone phytyltransferase, chloroplastic. Lineage: Eukaryota; Viridiplantae; Streptophyta; Magnoliopsida; Rosales; Rhamnaceae. Gene Ontology annotation, biological process: phylloquinone biosynthetic process. Gene Ontology annotation, cellular component: membrane. The transcript is spliced from 12 exons. Gene Ontology annotation, molecular function: prenyltransferase activity. The record is from RefSeq and is a predicted model, not a curated record. Bases 252 to 1457 code for a protein of 401 amino acids.